Messenger RNA from Brassica napus (rape), 560 nucleotides. RefSeq lists its product as uncharacterized. Lineage: Eukaryota; Viridiplantae; Streptophyta; Magnoliopsida; Brassicales; Brassicaceae. Bases 1 to 255 code for a protein of 84 amino acids. The record is from RefSeq and is a predicted model, not a curated record. The transcript has a single exon.
AUGGACAAAACCACCAGCGUAAUCAGCAGCGCCUCGAUCAACUCCACCGUAACCUCAACGACUUCCAUGGAGAAGAUCAACCAGGCCGCGAGCUGCGUCAGCGCCUCCUUCAUCUCCGCUUUCUUCGCCUCCCUCGAGCGCUGCGCCUGCGUCAACCUCUCCACCUCCCAUGACGACGAAGACGACGACGGCGAGGAAUCCUACCACCGUCCCCUUGCUCUCUCCGCCGCGCCUCAUUCACACGACACCGUUUAAGCUCCGUUUUGAUCUCUCUGGGUAAUUGAAGAUCCUCUCGUGUUUUUUUUUUUUUUUGCUUCGUGUGUGUGUGUCUCGCAGCUCCCUGGGUUGAAUUCGUAUGUCUGCAUUGUGUGUAAUGUAAUGGCUUAUGGAAAGCUCAGACCUUUUGGAUUGUAAAUGUCAGACGUUGGUUCUGUGUUGUUUCUUCUGUUAUGAUUCUCGAAUGCUUUAUCUAUCUCUGUGUACCUGAUGAUCUUACUUGGGUUUGAAUGAAUACUUAUGUUUGAUGUUUUGAUUUAAAAAAAUGCUGUAAAGUUCCUUUA